This is a messenger RNA of Linepithema humile (Argentine ant), 1083 nucleotides long. The record is from RefSeq and is a predicted model, not a curated record. Lineage: Eukaryota; Metazoa; Arthropoda; Insecta; Hymenoptera; Formicidae.
UUCUACUAAAAAAUAUUUUCUUCAAAUAAGUAAAUAAAAUUGUUUAACUUAAGAAAAAUGAGUCUUAGUUGUAUGCAAACUAAUCGUUUACUAAAAUGAAGAAAAUUUUCCUUUUUUAUAGUAUAUUUUUUUCUCAGUGCACUCCUUCAACUUCAAGUCUUAAUAUUAAUACUUCUUCUACUACACAACCGCCAGUUAAACACCAAAGAUUACUGAGUUCGUACAUUGCAAAAAAAAUGUCACCAGAUCAAAGAAAACUGAUAGAUCGAGAUCUGCUUGACCUAUUCAUAAAAAGACUUUCAACCAUUUAGCAUUGUCGAAGAUGCCGGUUUUUCCAAAUUAAUGAAGUAGAUUUUCGGAUACGAGUUACCUGAAAGAAAAACCAUUUCUUCCGUCAUGAUACCGGCCUUGUACCAUAAAUGUUUUGAAUCAACAAAAAAUACUGUACUUCAAGAAGCAGAAAAUGUAUGCAUUACAACAGACUGUUGGACCUCCUCCAUUACUGAAAGUUAUAUAGCAAUUACUGGUCACUAUAUUACAAAGCAAUUCGAUUUUAAAUCAAUUUUAUUAAAGUGUUCUAAUAUCACUGGAAGCCAUACAGCUAAUAAUUUGGCAACAGAAAUCAGAAAUGUAAUAACGGAGUGGAACUUGCAAGAUAAGGUAAAUUUCGCUGUUUCUGACAACGCUAGAAAUAUUACUAACGCCAUUGAGAAUAUUUUAAAAUGGAAACACUAUGGCUGUUAUGCACAUACAUUAAAUUUAAUUGUGCAGAAGUCUCUUCAGGAAUUACAACCCAUUCUAAAAAAAAUAAAAAAAAUAGUAAGUCACUUCAAAAGAAGCUCUCUAGCUAAUGAAAAACUUUUAAAAUAUCAGGUAUCAUCUGGCACUUCGCAACCGAAACGUCUUAUACAAGACGUAGCCACCCGAUGGAACUCAACUUUUUACAUGCUACACAGAUUUGUUGAGUUAGAAGAAGCUAUCAGGGCUACUAUAACUUUAAUAGACAAAGAUUUGCCAGUAAUAACAAGUGAAGAAUGGCAAACAUGUAGGUAACUUUGCGAAAUAUUGAGCCCAUUUGAGGAA